GUGAGUCUUGUGGGCGAAAUUGAAAUAAACGUUUGAACAUCUCUGUGAUUGUUUGCUAACUCUUUCAAGGAGAUUGCUUUAUGCGGUGUAUUUCUAAGUCGUGGCUCAUUAGAAGUUUCAGAUACAGAUGGGGGACCGUGUUGAACUACAGAUUACUCCAGAGACUCCAGGCAGACCCUCCAUUAGAAACCCCUUUGAAAGUCCCAAUGAUUACCACCAACUCCGGGAGCCACUGGUGCCAAGCCCAUCUGUCUUCAAGUCCAACCCUUGUAAAUCAACUCCACCCAAGUUUAACUGGUCUAUUGAUGAAAUGGCCAGUCUUCUCCCAGUAGACAUAGACCCAGAGGAAAUUCAGCGGCAGUCUUUUUACCUCAGCCAGACAAAUUCGGAUUCUGACAUUGAGGAAAAACGUCAGAAUGCUAUUGAGCAGUUUUUCACGAAAGGUGCCAUUGUGCCUUCCCCCUGGGCAGAACCAGAUUCCCACAAAGCCCCUAAGAUCAAUAAGAAAAGUUCUAUGUCUUCAGUUAUUGCUGAGGAGCCAGAAAACAUCUCAGUUGCUUGUCAGACUACUCUUUCAUUACCUUUGGCUUUUGAUUUGGAGAAAGUACUAGGGGAAUAUUACCGCUACGAGGAGGCGUCUGAUUCUGUGCAGGAGAGUCUUAGUUCAUCCUCCUUAAGACGAAAACUCUUUCUCGAUGGCCAGGGCAGUUACAGUGGCUCUGACGGCUCCAGCCCGCCAAGCCCAGAGAGAAGCCAUGCCAGGCAGGAGAGGCCUUCUCUAACUCCAGGGGAGACUGCUGUAGGAGGAGCUGAAGGUUCCGAGGGAGAAGCUAUACUGUCUAUCUUUUCCUCCCCUGUAGCUUGUGGUAUAUUGGCUCCAACUCCUUCUACAGGUCAGUUGUCAUCCAGCCCCAUUCAGCAUAGCUGUUUACGGGACUGCAGCCUCGGCAGCAUCACCAGUCCUCUGUUCCCUGAUAGGUCAUCUCCUGCUGGCCUUGUCUCCCCUACAGUCUCUCCUAUUGUUGCACAUGCAGCGCACACACCCAUAAGCUCAGCUGAGAGAAGGCAGCCGAGCAAUUUGACUCCACAUGGUGUUUCCUUGGACGUAGAUGUCACUUCGUGCAAUGCGAGUCCAUUUGUCGAGGGCUGUUCUCCCAUUCGUAGCUGCUCCCCACACCAGCUCCAUUACCAUAAUGAGUCCCAGCACAAUGUCAGGCCCAGACCUAGGCCCAGAGUUCGCUUUUGGGCCUCCCCUCCCCAUAUCUCAUCCAUCCUCAAUCCUAAACUCCAAGACAAUGAGGAGGCUGAGGACCAAUUCUCCUGCUCCUCCUCCACUUCUUCUCCCCCCUCUAUGGAGCUCGACCAGUCUUCACCCCUGGCCCAGGAUGCUCUCCCUGCUGACACUGGGAGUCUUGGCCUGGAUCCUAUGGAACCUAUCAAAAUGGAGGAGGGCAAGGAGAUAAGGGUGCAGGGUGAAGAAGAGGAAGGUGGAGGGCCUUCGGAACAGCUGACCAGCUCUCGUAUGGGCAUCUCAGCAACAGAAGGCUCUCAGAUGUUUGUAUCCCUUCUGGCAGAGGGAAGCAGUAUACGCUGCGAUUCCAGCAUGCAGGUGGACAGUGGGUACAGCACUACCUCAGCAGGCACUGCCAGUCUUAUAGAUGGCCUCAGCUCGGAGUAUCACAACAGAGAGUCCUUCAGUUCAAACCUGCUAGAGGAAGCUUUCCAACUCAGUAGGCACACAAAAGUAAAGGUAUUCUAUCCUCACCCCUGAGACAUCUGAUAAAUGCAUUUGCAUUCUUCCAGUGGAAGCUUAAGGUGAUUAUUUUGUAAUCAAAUAUAACAAAGUUUACACUAUGUUGGAAGCCUUUAUGUUGAAUUUACUUGAUUAGGGUGAAUCGGGUCAACUGUUAGAUUGAUUAUGAUCUGAAUUUAGGGGGUUUCACAAGUGGUUUUGAGUUCUUUCAAGAUUCAAGUUGCCUGAAGCAGUAUACACUGUGCCUUAUCACAGGAUAGAAGGGAGCAGACAACUCAUAGCCCAUCUUAAUCCCACUGUAAGAUGAUGAAAACCCAGUAUAAUGUUGUGAUAAAGGGAAGAAAAUAGUCUGUUCCGUAUCAAACAUGCACAAUUCUGUAUUGAUGCCAAUGCCAUCAUUUUAUCUGGUGCUGACGUGAUUAGGCUGAAGUCACAGUUGUACUGUAUUUGUAUUUAUAAAACCAUUUAUCAUUAUGUUUUUAUGGCAAAAGUUUUUUUUUUUUUUUGUAGUUUCUUGAAUGUUCCAAGAGUUUUUCAAAUUCAGAUUAGUUGUGGAUCUUAUUUGGAUUUUUAAAAUAUUUAUUCCAGUGUCAUGCUGAAUAGUCUGAGUAGUGAAUCAGUGCUGACUGAGCCUUUUUUUUUCUUUAAAGCAUUUUUCUGUACUUAAAACAUGUCAGGAUUAGUCGCACUGUCACUUGAGGACUUUUUUUUUUUUUUUUUGAGGUAUACAAUUUUCAGUACUGAGUAUUUUGACAUAAUGGUUUGGUCCAACAUAAAAUUCAGCAUUUAACACUUAUUAGUUCUUGUAAUUUCUUUGUUAUUCUUAAUGUUGUAAUUUAUAAUUCUGUUCAAAUUACAUUUGAUGAAAUUAUGAUUUCAAAUACUUUUGGAAUAUACAAUUUUGAUCUUGUAACAGUAAAUCAUUUGACUGAAAUUAAUGAAACGGUUUUAUUUUUUUUAUCUAGGUUUGAAUACUUGGAAUGUUGAUAGAAUGCUUUAAUAUUCCUUUUGUAUACAGUUCUUAAUGUAUGGUUGUAAAGGAGACUGUAGACAGUAACUCAUUUCUUAGUGUUACAAACCAAGCACUUCAGGUUUUACUAAUUACAAGUCACGCUAGGCCAAGAAAACACACAGAGCCAGACAGAUUAAAAAACAAAAUGCUAUUUAUUGAGUUACGACUACACUGUUAUCUGACAAGUUAAAGUACAUUUAUGACAUG
Molecule: messenger RNA, 2972 nt
Organism: Monopterus albus (swamp eel)
Lineage: Eukaryota; Metazoa; Chordata; Actinopteri; Synbranchiformes; Synbranchidae
Gene: bora
Product: bora aurora kinase A activator
Exons: 12
Coding region: 128-1771 (547 amino acids)
Biological process (GO): activation of protein kinase activity; regulation of mitotic spindle organization; regulation of mitotic nuclear division
Cellular component (GO): cytoplasm; nucleus
Molecular function (GO): protein kinase binding
Source: RefSeq, a predicted model, not a curated record